AUGUUAAACCAAGAAUAAGCCUAAAAAUUUAAUAAGUUAAGCACAACUAAACCCUUUAAUAAAAUUGGUAAUAAUUAAUGCAACCCUGAAAGUCCAGGGAGCUUUAAUGGUUCUAAAUAAGAUUAAGUUAAAAGAUCUUCUUGUUAAAACUUAUACAAGGAUCUGCAAGUUGCAGCCAACCAAGAAUCUUACUUAGAAUAAUAGCAACUUAAUCAAUAAAAAUAAAAUAAAAAUAAAAAAUAGUCUCAAGACUCAUUUUAGUCCUCAAAAAGUUAGUAAUCGAAAGCAAGAAAUAAAAGUAAAAGUAAAAAGAUUGUACUGAGUCAAUAAACUCUUUCUGAGAAAAGCAAUCAUUCUCAAAAAAGUAAUACUAAUAAAAGUUUAGAACAAGGCAAAAAGGCAUUACAGUAAAUUGAACAAAGGCAAAAGAAAAACAUUUAAAAAAAUAUAAGUAAAGAGUAAGAUUUAAUGAAUAUAUAUGACAUGCAAAUAGUAAAGUCAAGCAUCCCCAACAUCAAAUACUCUUAUAUCUAUGAGAAAAAGAAUGAAAUUGAUGAGAAUAUCGUUUGUGAUGUAUGCCUUGAUGACAUAGUUGAAGAUGGAGUUGAUUCCCUUGUAAUUUGUGAUUUAUGCAACUCAGCAACACAUUAGUCUUGCUAUGGUAAUGAAAUUCUUAAAAAUUACCCUCAAAGCAAUUAAUGGUUUUGUCGAAGAUGCACUUGCUUGCUUUCUAAUACCUAACUUACAGUUAUUGAUAUUAAAUGCCAUUUUUGCAAUUAAUUGAAGGGAAUGCUGAUGUUUUGCUAGAAGAAUAAUAUUUGGGCUCAUUAUACCUGCGUUAAUUGGAUACCUGAUGUCUGGUUUACCAACGAAUUUAAAAAUGAGAUAGAUGGGAAAAUUAAUAAUUCUGAGAGAACCAAAUUAUUUUGUUGUGUUUGUAGAAAAAAGAAUACUGGCAGCUGUAUUUAAUGUGAUUAUAAGGAUUGCAAGCAAGCUUUUCAUCGAGAGAAUGGGGAAUCAAUUGAGUGUUUUGUCUUUUGUGAAAAGCACAAUGAAAUUGGUAACAGAGAUUUAAAGAGAAAUGGAAAGGAUGCACUUAAAAUGGCUUCAUAAAAAGCUCAGAUUGAGAGUAAACUUGAGAAAUUUUCGAAGUUAUUUUAUUAAAGUAAACGUAGAAAAGUUGAUACAGAUGUUACUGCCUCUUAAUUAGUGGAUCUCAUAAAUAUUUGUGAUAAUGAAGAUGAUGAGGAGUUUUAUGAUGCUAAUAAUAAUGAUUAUGAAUUAAGUGAAGUAUUUAAAUAAGUGAAAUCUGAUAAAAAUAUAAGAAGAUCUAAAAAUAAUCAAAAGAAUAAGCGAUUCACCAAAAUUUAGAGUAAAAGCAAGAAAAAGAGUGAUUUGGUCGUUUAAAAUUAUUAAAAUGUUGAAAGUUAGGAUAUGUAAAAUCAGCAAUAGUAAUUAAUGAUUAUGAUGUAGCAAAUGAUGCCCUUGUUGAUGAAUAACUAACUCUAAAAUAACCCUCAGAAUUAUAAUCCAAUGAUAAAUCAGAUUUAGAGUUAGAAUAAUUUUAAUCAGAAUUAAAGAAGUAAUUAUACUCAAAAAUAAGGUUACAGUAAUGCGCAUUUUCCUCAAUGGAAUGUAUAAAAUUAGAAUUAAACUUUGAAUAUUCCUAACUUCUAAGAUAGACUAAUGUUUGGAACAAACUUUGAUACACCCUCUAAAAUUUCAUAAAAUAAGGCAAAAAAAUCAAAAUAAUAACACUCAACAUAAAAAUAAAAAAAAGUGAUUGAAGUCAAUGAACCCCCUGCAGCACCUAUAAUAAUACCUUAAAUACCAGGACAGUCAAAACUCAACGAGUUUUUUUCUUAGAAGGAGACGGCUUCCAAAUAAAAUUUUCAAAAUCAGAAACCAAAAACAAGAUCAAGAAUACCUGUAGGAAGAAAAAACGAUAAGGAUUAAGGAGAGAUUGUAUAUGAGGUAGAAAAAGAAUUUUCAGAAUUGAUUGGGCUUAAGAAAUAAUACGGAACUCGAAAAUAAAUCUAGGACUGCUUCAUAGAGUUUGCUAUAUCUGCUAACAUGAUAAACCCCAACACAUGUGAGUAUAUGAUAAGUUAAUGCCCAAUUCUUUAUUAGAGAAUGUAAGUUGAAAAGGUUGUUGCGUCAGAUAUAUUCAAGUAUCUAAAGCUAUAUUUGAAGUAGACAGAUGCAGAUCAAUGA
Molecule: messenger RNA, 2214 nt
Organism: Stylonychia lemnae
Lineage: Eukaryota; Ciliophora; Spirotrichea; Sporadotrichida; Oxytrichidae
Source: the annotation of a GenBank genome assembly